AUGACCUAUCGUAAGGGAGGGUGGGUUUGUCGCGCCAAUCUAGCCAAUCAAGCCAGCUGGCGUCGUCAUGGAGCUCGCCAUGCUCGACCUCUGGGCAACUCUUCAGGCGACUCUUGCUUCCCUUGUCCUGUUUGCCCAGCUGACCUGGGUCGAGUAUAUAGCAGCUAUGUCCAACUUAACAGGCAUUUCCGCCAGGUUCAUCCAACUGGAUUUCUAGCCUGUCCUCAUUGCCCACGAAAGUUUGCUCGACCGGUCAAGUUACGCCAGCAUCUGGAUGCCAUUCAUACAGGCCUGCGUAAAUUCGUUUGCACACAGCCCGGAUGUGCACGAGCCUUCAGCAGGAAUGAUAAAUUAACCGAACACCUCAGACGUCAUGUGAGUAGGUUUUAUUGGAAUCUGAGCCCACUUGGCUUCGCCUUAGCCUUUAUAUGA
Molecule: messenger RNA, 432 nt
Organism: Protopolystoma xenopodis
Lineage: Eukaryota; Metazoa; Platyhelminthes; Monogenea; Polystomatidea; Polystomatidae
Source: the annotation of a GenBank genome assembly